AUGCAGGACCAGAUCCAGAAGCUACUACUCAUUGGCCCCGGUGGGGCCGGGAAAACGUGCAUGCGAAGCAUUAUAUUCGACAACUAUUUGCCGCGUGACGCGCUGCGGCUGGGAAUCUCCAUAUCUUUGGACCAGAGCCAAGUGCGCAUGUUUAACAACCUCUACCUCAACCUAUGGGACUGUGGUGGGCAGCACCGUUACGUGGCGGAGUACCUGAACCGCCAGAAGGAGUACAUCUUCCGAAGCGUCAGUGUGAUGCUUUUCGUGUUUGACAUCAAUAGCAUGAGCCGCGAGAGUGAUGACACAUAUGGAGGGAUGUCAACCGAUUGGAGCCGGCCGGAGAUGUUGGAGUACUUUCAGUCUGCUAUGCGUUACAUUCGACAAUACAGUCCACAUGCGAAGAUUUUUGUGUUGCUGCAUAAGAUGGAUCUCAUCGCCAAGGAACUUCGUAAGACUAUUUUUGAGUCUAGGAAGGCAGAGAUUCUCUCGCGACUCGAGGUUGACGAAUCCGCGUGCAACAUCCAGUUCUUUGCUACGAGCAUUUGGUCAGACUCACUUUAUUUGGCAUACAGCAGUGUUGUACGCUCCCUCAUACCUCAUAGAGAUGUUCUCAUGCGAGAGAUGAAAAAGUUGCUCCACAGCUGCAACGCGAUGGAGGUGGCUCUCUAUGAGCGCAGCACGUUUCUUUGCCUGACACACGUCAGCCGCAAGGACGCCGAUGACAGAUUUGUAAGCAACGCUGGCGGCAGUGGUAGCGGCAACAAUAAUGACAACUAUGCUAACGACGACACUUGCGUUGAGACGGACAGCAGUGCGAUUGGCACACCAAAAUGCGAAUUCCGAACGACAGAAGUGAGUGAGACGGUGAAACAUUUUAAGUUAAGUUGCAUGAACAAUUCGACGAGUCUCGAUGGAUUUCAGAUUACCACGGAGAACUUUACCGCGUUGCUUCACCCCUUUACAAACUGUACCUAUGUGCUUCUUGUUUCGACGGACCCUAGUGUUAGUGUUGAGCUUCACAAGCUCAACGUGCACAGCGCACAGCGUGCGUUUGAGCUUUUUCUUCGAUCGGGGGACCCCAUUGCAGAAGAAAUGAGGCAAAUACUGUGA
Messenger RNA from Trypanosoma rangeli, 1110 nucleotides. RefSeq names its product ras-family member, GTP-binding protein. The record is from RefSeq and is a predicted model, not a curated record. Gene Ontology annotation, cellular component: lysosome; nucleus; Gtr1-Gtr2 GTPase complex. Lineage: Eukaryota; Euglenozoa; Kinetoplastea; Trypanosomatida; Trypanosomatidae. Gene Ontology annotation, biological process: positive regulation of TOR signaling; cellular response to amino acid stimulus; cellular response to starvation. The transcript has a single exon. The coding region runs from base 1 to 1110 and encodes 369 amino acids. Gene Ontology annotation, molecular function: GTPase activity; GTP binding.